Messenger RNA from Panicum hallii, 5120 nucleotides. RefSeq names its product ABC transporter C family member 4-like. The coding region runs from base 84 to 4673 and encodes 1529 amino acids. Gene Ontology annotation, biological process: transmembrane transport. The record is from RefSeq and is a predicted model, not a curated record. Gene Ontology annotation, molecular function: ATP hydrolysis activity; ABC-type transporter activity; ATP binding. The transcript has 11 exons. Lineage: Eukaryota; Viridiplantae; Streptophyta; Magnoliopsida; Poales; Poaceae. Gene Ontology annotation, cellular component: plant-type vacuole; vacuolar membrane.
CCACCUCCUCCUCGCCUCGACGCACUUCAGAUGUAACGCGGCUUCACCACCACCCGCCAGGCCUCCAACAAGUAACAACCACGAUGCCGUCCAGUUCCGCCCUCCCGUGGUGGCUCGCCACCACCGCCUGCUCCCCGCCGCCGACGUCGUCGCGCUCCCUCCCGGCCAGAUUCGCCUUCCUCUUCCUCUCCCCAUGCCCGCAGCGCGCGCUCCUCGCCGCCCUCGACCUCGCGUUCCUCCUCGCCGCUCUCGCCCUCGCCUUCCGCGCCCGCCGCCGCGAUGACGGCGGCCUCGACCCCCGCACGCCGGAGCGGGAGCCCCUCCUCGCCACGGCCGCGGGUCCUCGCCGCGGAACCGGCAUCCGGCACGGGCUCGCGCUCGCGGCGUCCGGGGCCCAGGCGGCGGCGGCCCUCGUGCUGCUCGCGGUCGCUCUCCUGCGCCGCCACCAGGUAGCGACGGGGGCGUGGGUCGCGGCGGAGUGCGCACUCCUCGCCGUGCACGCCGUCGCGCACCUCGCGGCCGCGGGGAUCGUCGCGGCGGAGAAGAAGCAUGGGCCUGGGGUGGCAACGCCGGUCGUCCACCCGCUGCACCUCAGACUCUUCUGGCUCGGUACGGGGGCUUUCGCCGCACUCUUCUCCGGGUGCGCCGCCGCGCGGUACGCUGCCGGGGACCCGCUCCUCCCCGAUGACUCGCUCGCGUUCGCGUGGCUGGCGCUUUCCCUCCCGCUGCUGUAUUUCUCGGCCACUGGCUCCACCGGCCUUGCUGGCCAUGCCGCCGCGGCGGAAGUGACGUACGCCACGGCGCCGUGGCUCUCCCUCGCGACGUUCGGAUGGAUCAAUCCGCUCAUCGCCAAGGGCUCGAAGGCGACCCUCGCGGUGGACGACGUCCCGCCGGUGGCGCCGGCCGACACCGCCGAGGCGGCCUACGCGCUCUUCAUCUCCAACUGGCCCGUUCCGCCACCCGAGUCGCCGCCGUCCAAGCCCGGGCGCCCGGUCCUCACCGCGAUCCUGCGCUCCUUCUGGCCGCAGUUACUUCUCACCGCCGUGCUCGGCGUGGCGCACCUCUCCGUCAUGUACAUCGGCCCGUCGCUUGUGGACAGGUUCGUCAAGUUCAUCCGUCGCGGCGGGGAUGUCAUGGAGGGGCUCCAGCUCGUGGCCAUCCUGCUCGCCGGCAAGACGGCCGAGACGUUGACGUCACACCACUACGAGUUCCAGGGCCAGAAGCUGGGGAUGCGCAUCCACUCCGCGCUGAUCGCCGCCGUGUACCGCAAGUCGCUGCGGCUGUCCACGGGCGCCCGGCGAGCGCACGGCACCGGUGCCAUCGUGAACUACAUGGAGGUGGACGCCGAGGAGGUGUCCGACGCCACGCACCAGCUCCACAACCUGUGGCUGAUGCCACUGCAGAUCGUCGUGGCGCUCGCUCUGCUCUACACCCACCUGGGGCCCGCCGUGCUCACCGCCAUUGCUGCCAUCGUCGUGGUCACCGUGGUUGUGGCCUUCGCCAACAAGCUCAACAUCGAGUACCAGUCCAAGUUCCUGGGCAAGCGCGACGAGCGCAUGAAGGCCAUCACCGAGCUGCUCAACUACAUCCGGGUGAUCAAGCUGCAGGCGUGGGAGGAGACGUUCGGGGCCAAGAUCCGCGACCUCCGGGAGGAAGAGCUUGGGUGGCUGGCCAAGUCCAUGUACUUCAUGUGUGCCAACACCAUCGUGCUGUGGAGUGGUCCGCUCGCCAUGACCGUGCUCGUGUUCGGCACCUGCGUGCUCACCGGCGUCAAGCUCGACGCCGGCAAGGUGUUCACGGCCACCGCCUUCUUCCAUAUGCUGGACGGACCGAUGCAGAGCUUCCCCGAGGCCAUUGCCGCUUUGACGCAGGCAACCGUGUCUCUCGGCAGGCUUGACAGAUUCCUCUUGGAAGCCGAGCUUGAUGACGCGGCAGUGGAGCGCGUGGACGACACCGGCAUUGGCCCAGGAGAGGUGGUUGUGGCGGUGCGCGAUGGCGUUUUUGCGUGGGACAUGAGGGGUAAGAAGGAGAGCGAAGAAGAGGAAGGUGACGAUGAUGACCAUGAAAGCGAGGAUGAGGAAGAGGAGGGUGAGGACGACGACGACGACGACGAAGAAGAAGAGAAGGAUGUGGAGCCGACACCGGUGCUGGAAACGGUGCUCAAGGAUAUCAUUAUGGAGGUAAGGAGGGGAGAGCUCGUCGCGGUGGUCGGGACUGUCGGAUCCGGCAAGUCAUCGCUGCUGUCCUGCAUUAUGGGGGAGAUGGAGAAGGUCUCCGGCAUGGUGAGAGUCUGUGGGAGCACUGCAUAUGUUGCACAGACUGCUUGGAUUCAAAGCGGAACCAUUCAAGAGAACAUCUUAUUUGGCCAGCAGAUGCAUCCUGAAAGAUAUAAAGAAAUUAUACGGUCUUGCUGCCUGGAAAAAGAUUUAGAAAUGAUGGAAUUCGGUGACCAGACUGAAAUAGGAGAACGCGGAAUUAAUCUCAGCGGUGGGCAGAAACAGCGUAUUCAGCUUGCCAGAGCAGCUUAUCAAAAUUGCAGUAUAUAUCUUCUUGAUGAUGUGUUCAGUGCUGUUGAUGCACACACAGGUUCAAGUAUCUUUAAGGAGUGUAUAAGGGGCAUGCUUAAGGGAAAGACCAUCGUACUUGUUACACAUCAAGUGGAUUUCUUGCGUAAUGUUGAUAAUAUAUUUGUCAUGAGAGAUGGUAUGAUUGCACAAUCCGGAAAGUAUGAUGAACUAAUAGAAGCAGGCUCAGAUUUUGCAUCUUUUGUCGCUGCUCAUGACAGUUCAAUGGAGCUGAUGGAGCAAAGUCAGCCAGUAGAGAAAACUGAACAUUCCCUUCGCUCUACAUCCAUAGGAAAGGGUGAGAAGGCGGUUGUGGCACCUGACAUAGAGGCAGGUACUUCUAAGAUUAUACAAGAAGAAGAAAGGGAGAGUGGUCAAGUAAGUUGGCGAGUGUAUGAGCUAUACAUGACAGAGGCUUGGGGUUGGUGGGGGGUUGUGGGCAUGAUUGGCUUAGCAUUGGUGUGGCAAGGUUCUGAUUUGGCUAGCGACUAUUGGCUAUCAUACAAAUUGUCAGGCAGUACUCCAUUUGACCCAUCUAUGUUUUUUGGAGUCUAUGUAGCCGUAGCUCUAUUUGCAAUGGUUCUUGAGGUAAUCAAGACUCUUCUUGAGACGGUUUUUGGACUUAAAACAGCUCAGAUAUUUUUCAAGAAGAUGUUUGACAGCAUUCUGCGUGCUCCAAUGUCAUUUUUUGAUACCACUCCUUCAGGAAGGAUUCUCAGUCGGGCAUCAGCAGACCAAACAACCAUUGACGAUGUGCUCGCCUUUUUUGUUGGUCUGACAAUUUCAAUGUACAUUUCAGUAUUGAGCACUGUAAUUGUUACUUGUCAGGUCGCAUGGCCAUCAGUUAUAGCAGUAAUUCCACUUCUUCUACUUAACAUCUGGUACAAGAACCGCUACCUUGAAACUUCUCGGGAGUUAACUCGGCUUGAAGGAGUAACAAAUGCACCAGUUAUUGAUCAUUUCUCAGAGACUGUUCUAGGUGCUACAACCAUAAGAUGUUUCAAAAAAGAAAAAGAAUUUUUCCAGAAGAGUCUAUUGGGAAUUAAUUCAGGUUUGCGGAUGUCCUUCCACAGCUGUGCAGCAACCGAGUGGCUCGGGUUCCGACUGGAACUGAUUGGAACACUUGUAUUGUCAAUAACAGCUUUUCUCAUGAUCAGUUUGCCCAGUAAUUUUAUAAAGAAAGAAUUUGUUGGUAUGUCUCUUUCGCAUGGCCUUGCACUCAAUUCCCUGGUGUACUUUGCAAUAUCCACUAGCUGUAUGUUAGAAAAUGACAUGAUUGCUGUGGAGAGGGUAAAUCAGUUCAGCAAUCUUCCUUCUGAGGCGCCAUGGAAAAUAGAAGGCAAUCUUCCUUCUCCGAAUUGGCCCACUCAUGGAGAUAUUGACAUUAAGGAUCUAAAGGUUAGGUACCGACCAAACACACCUCUAAUUCUGAAAGGUAUUAAUGUAAGCAUCAGUGGUGGAGAGAAGAUAGGAAUAGUUGGAAGGACAGGCAGUGGCAAGUCAACUUUGAUUCAAGCAUUGUUCAGGCUGAUCGAGCCUACAGAGGGGAAGAUGAUCAUUGAUGGAAUAGACAUAUGUACACUGGGUCUGCAAGACCUGAGAUCUCGAUUCGGCAUAAUUCCCCAGGAACCCGUCCUCUUUGAAGGAACAAUUCGAAACAACAUAGAUCCCAUUGGGCAGUAUUCAGAUGCUGAAAUAUGGCAGGCUCUGAAGCGCUGCCAGCUGAAAAAUGUAGUAGCUUCAAAACCUGAAAAACUUGAUGCUCCAGUGGCUGACGGUGGAGAGAACUGGAGCGUAGGCCAAAGGCAGCUUCUGUGUCUUGGUCGUGUCAUAUUGAAGCGGACCCGAAUCUUAUUUAUGGAUGAGGCAACUGCUUCUGUUGAUUCUCAAACAGAUGCCACGAUUCAGAAGAUCACACGACGAGAGUUCAAAUCAUGCACAAUAAUUAGCAUUGCACACAGAAUACCAACAGUCAUGGACUGUGAUAGAGUUUUGGUACUGGAUGAAGGUCUGGUAAAAGAAUUUGACGCACCGUCAAGGUUAAUGGAACAGCCAUCACUCUUCGGUGCAAUGGUUCAGGAGUAUGGCAACCGCUCUUCGGACCUGUAGCUCUACCCAUGAUGCUGUGGAUUUCAAGAAAUAAGAAUCAUUUUGAUAGGUUGACUUGAGUGCACACAUGGAGAAAAUAAAAUAUCGAAAGAGAGACAGAAAUCAAGUGGAAAUUCCGGUUCGGAACUCUUAUUAUUUAGAUGAAAUUGUGUUGUCACUUCGACCUGAAGGAAGCCCUCAAGGAUGGUCUUGUUGUCAGAUUUUCGUCAGUAUGGCUAGCAUAGCUUCUUUUUUCUUUUCUUUUCUUUUUUUGGAAAGGCCAUAGCUAGCGUAGCUUUCAAUUUUAGUGCUUCGGUUGUGUUUAAUUUCCAUCUUUUUCCGGUUCACAGACCAUGGCCUCCUCCCGUUUGCCUAGCAAUAAGUGAACCAUUUGCCUUCUCUCUAAAUUGUACACAUGUGCAUGGCACGUUCUUAAAUAAAACUUUGAGCUGAGCAAUUUGUCUUGAA